This is a messenger RNA of Dipodomys ordii (Ord's kangaroo rat), 1150 nucleotides long. RefSeq names its product peptidylprolyl isomerase E (cyclophilin E) (gene Ppie). Gene Ontology annotation, biological process: protein peptidyl-prolyl isomerization; protein folding. The transcript has 10 exons. The record is from RefSeq and is a predicted model, not a curated record. Gene Ontology annotation, cellular component: intracellular membrane-bounded organelle. Bases 19 to 924 code for a protein of 301 amino acids. Gene Ontology annotation, molecular function: RNA binding; peptidyl-prolyl cis-trans isomerase activity. NCBI's taxonomy places the organism in Eukaryota, Metazoa, Chordata, Mammalia, Rodentia, Heteromyidae.
GAAAAGUGCGGGAGGAAGAUGGCCACUACUAAGCGUGUGUUGUACGUGGGUGGUCUGGCAGAAGAAGUGGACGACAAAGUUCUUCAUGCUGCAUUUAUUCCUUUUGGAGACAUCACAGAUAUUCAGAUUCCUCUUGAUUAUGAAACAGAAAAGCACCGAGGAUUUGCUUUUGUUGAAUUUGAGUUGGCAGAAGAUGCUGCAGCAGCUAUUGACAACAUGAAUGAAUCUGAGCUCUUUGGACGGACAAUUCGUGUCAAUUUGGCUAAACCAAUGAGAAUUAAGGAGGGCUCUUCCAGACCGGUUUGGUCAGAUGAUGACUGGUUGAAGAAAUUCUCUGGGAAGACUCUUGAAGAGAAUAAAGAGGAAGAGGGGUCCGAACCUCCCAAAGCUGAAACCCAGGAGGGAGAGCCCGCUGCAAAAAAGGCCCGGUCAAAUCCUCAGGUGUACAUGGACAUCAAGAUUGGGAACAAGCCAGCUGGCCGCAUCCAGAUGCUCCUGCGUUCCGAUGUGGUACCCAUGACAGCAGAGAACUUCCGCUGCCUGUGCACCCAUGAGAAGGGCUUUGGCUUCAAGGGGAGCAGCUUCCACCGCAUCAUCCCCCAGUUCAUGUGCCAGGGCGGUGAUUUCACAAACCACAACGGCACUGGGGGCAAGUCCAUCUAUGGGAAGAAGUUUGAUGAUGAAAACUUUAUCCUCAAACACACUGGACCAGGCCUCCUCUCCAUGGCCAAUUCUGGCCCAAACACCAAUGGCUCCCAGUUCUUCCUGACCUGUGACAAGACAGAUUGGUUGGAUGGGAAGCAUGUGGUAUUUGGGGAGGUCACUGAAGGCCUGGAUGUCUUACGGCAGAUUGAGGCCCAGGGCAGCAAGGACGGGAAGCCAAAGCAGAAGGUGAUCAUUGCUGACUGUGGGGAGUACAUGUGAGAUGGUGUGCUCCGCCUCUCUCUGCAACUGCCCCUGCGUGUCCCGGAAGGAACCAGCACUCGGGGCGCUCUGUGCAGCAAGCUGUGUUACAGCCGAGCCCUUCUAUAGUGUGGGCUUUCUCAGGAGCAGCUCCUCUGCAGCAUGGCCUGGACCCCCUUCAUCUGCUGUCUGUCCUAGGUGUCAGGGCCUGUCCUGGGCCACCUGAGGCUCCUGGGUGGUUUCUUUG